Seriola aureovittata is the source of this 4021-nucleotide messenger RNA. RefSeq names its product insulin induced gene 1 (gene insig1). The coding region runs from base 924 to 1775 and encodes 283 amino acids. The record is from RefSeq and is a predicted model, not a curated record. NCBI's taxonomy places the organism in Eukaryota, Metazoa, Chordata, Actinopteri, Carangiformes, Carangidae. Gene Ontology annotation, biological process: SREBP signaling pathway; cellular response to insulin stimulus; SREBP-SCAP complex retention in endoplasmic reticulum. Gene Ontology annotation, cellular component: SREBP-SCAP-Insig complex; endoplasmic reticulum. The transcript is spliced from 6 exons.
CCAUGUUGUUGUCGGUCCUUGAAAGACUAUGUCAAGCGGGCAAUGAACCUUUUUCCCAUUCACAUAAUCAUUGGCAUACGUGCAGGGGCCCUACAUACCAUCCCUGCACACUCCUUCUUGUGAGACACACCUCCUCUAUCCUGACCCGAAGUUCAACAACUUCUCACAAACAUCAGAAAAAAAGUUGUGCCACUAACCUCAUUUCUCAAAUGCUGCAUAUAUAUGCAGCGUUUUGUUAUAUAUAUAUAAAUAAAGGUCCUGUUUAACUGGGGUUAGUUUGUGAAAAAGUAGUCUGCUGGAAUACUAAGAGAGGAAGAUCUGUAAAAGUUGAACUGUUUAUCCAAUAAGGAUCAAGCUCAAGUUCUGAUAUUAGCCUGGUAAACACAUCUUUCUUCUUAGAAAACAAUUAUAAUGGAUACAUAUUGCAACUGUGGAUUUCAGUUCUGCAUUCACAAUGACAUUUUGGGCUACUUUUAUUGUAUUUUUUGCAACUACAUUUCCAAUUUUGCUCUAAUAAUAACCCAUUUUGAUCUUGUUGAAUGCUGUUUCCUUGCACUAACUAAGAGUUGUUUUACUGCCAUGUAAAGUAGCUGUCUGUUUCCACUUUCACUUCAGCUCUCCUGCCUCCUGGUUUGUGCGUCUGUCCCGGACGAGGGGGCGGUGGGGUGGCGUCACGUCAUAUCAGCCGCCGCACUCUGAUUGGCUGCCGAUUCUCACCCGACACAGCUGUGAUUGUUUUCUGCAGAGGAAGCUCUUGUCCCUGGUAUGAGCUCUGUGCUGUGGAAUGGAGCAGCACUGUGUGUUUUUUUCUCUCUGUGUGCGUCUGCUAAAGAUGAUGUGAACAAACAACGUGAUUGCAGUCCUUGUUGUAAAGAGCAGGAAAACAAGGAGGGGGUCCCGGCUUAAUCAUUUCCGCGGCGCGAAUGAACACGAGAGCUGGUUUCUGUUUGGAGCAGACACUGAAGACGUCUGGAGAUCAAGUGGUAUUUCCUUCUCCCUCAGCCCUAAAGUGCCAAAUGCCCAGACUAGAGGACCACUGCUGGAGCUGCUCCUGUGCAUCAAGGGUAGAAACUAAGCACUCAUCAUCUGGAGCAAACUGGUUAGCAUCCAAAGCUGAAGAAAUGAUGUCCAUCAUCACCUCGGUGCUCAGCAAUGCCUACGGCUCGCUGCACGACGUCCGGACGGCCAACCUGAUCCGCCGGGGUCUCGUCCUCUUCACGGUGGGAGUGUUCCUCGCCCUGGUGCUCAACUUGCUGCAGAUACAAAGAAAUGUCACCCUGUUUCCCGAGGAGGUGAUGACAACUUUGUUUUCGUCUGCCUGGUGGAUCCCGCCUUGCUGCGGCACAGGAGCCGCUGUUGUCGGCCUGCUGUACCCCUGCCUCGACAGCCAUCUGGGAGAGCCGCACAAGUUCAAGAGGGAGUGGGCCAGCGUCAUGAGGUGCAUCGCAGUGUUCGUCGGUAUCAACCAUGCCAGUGUUAAACUAGACUUCGACAACAAUGUGCAGCUCUCCCUAACGCUGGCAGCCUUGUCCUUGGGCCUGUGGUGGACCUUCGACCGGUCCAGGAGCGGCUUUGGUCUGGGCAUCACCACCGCCUUCCUAGCUACUGUGAUCACGCAGCUGCUGGUCUACAACGGAGUCUACCAGUACACAUCUCCAGACUUCUUGUAUGUACGCUCCUGGCUCCCAUGCAUAUUCUUCUCAGGCGGUGUUACUGUGGGGAACAUUGGACGCCAACUUGCCAUGGGUGGUGUUGAGAAACCCCACAUGGACUGAACGGCGGUAAAGGCGGAAAAAAACCCCGGCGAAGGACACCCAAUGCAAAAAAAAAAAAAAAAACGGACUAGUUAUGUGAAGAACGGGGAGGAGAAUAGGAGAGAAAAGACUCAUUGUUUUUGACUUCAUCCGUUGUUCUCAUAACAAAGUGCGGGUCAGAAAAAAGCCCCUCAUCUAACGUGCCAUGUCCUCUGCACCUCCUUGUGGCCAAACAACCUCUCCCUCCCACCUCUGUUGUUCCCCUUUAGCAUUAAGGCUUCCUUGCCUUUUUUUUUUUAAAUGUUUUUGUUCUUUUUUUUUUUUUUUUGAAGUGAACUGUUGACUGGUUUUAUUUUCACGCUGGAAGUGUGUAUCUUCCUGCAGUUAAUGGAGUGGAAGCGUGUGCGUGUGUGCUUUCGCGUGGAUGUAUCUUGGUCUUAGCAGAGAAGACAUGCAGAGGGUGCUAUAAUGUUUCAGUUUUUUUUUUUGUUAUUAGCCUGAAUUUAAUAUGAUCAUAAAAGGGAAAUGUUGUAUGAGUGGGCAAAAAAAAAAAAGAACUGUCUUCACUCUCACAUAGAAAUGUAUUAAGUGGCCGCAGUGGCAUCGCUACAGCACAGGGGAGAUGUAUGUUCCCACUCAAACCAAAUUAAGUAUUUAUUUUGUGGAUUUUCAAUGACACCCCCACCCCCCCCCCCCCCCCCGAAACCAAAUGUACUGUAUAUCUGAUAAUGAAUGAUGAUUCCCAUUUUUUGAAAGAAAUAGUUUGAUAUUUUUGGAAGCAAUACUUUGAUGUUUUGGGAAACUCGCUUCUUGAGUUAGACGAGAGGAUUAUCGAUCUUCUCGUCCAAGUGGAACUAUUUCUUUCAAGUGACCAUGAAACGCAUUUUAGAGGAUGGUAGUCGGAGUGAAGAGAGACAUGAUAAAUGUAUGGAAGUGCCAAUUAGUUUACUACGAGUCCGUACCGGCUAAUGUUCACUUGUAUUUGAGGACUUCAAGAGAAGAUAUACAACAACUGUUGAGAUAUUUGGAGCAGAAAUGCGAACAGUUUUCAUUCCUCAAUAGAAGUCUACCUGUGAACGGUGUCAUAUUCAAAGCCGCCGGUCAGCACAAGAUCACAUUUUAUUUUUUUAGAAAACGGCUCUGAGACCUUUCAGUGUGUUGUUGAUGCUUCUGAGAAGUUUCAGGUAGACAGAUGAUGGUUUUUGUAAGAAAGCAGGGAGAAGUUUGGCAUCAAAGCGUUGAUGUGGACUGAAACAAAUGCCAACCAUGUGCUUUUUUUUUUUUUUUUUUUUUUUUUUUAUACUAGCAGAGCGAGGAAAGACUGUGUUCUGAAAGAAUUUACCAGGAGUAUACUACAACUAUUUUUGCCAGCAUCUGUGGUUACUGUAAAAACCAGUUUAAGGUACUUUCCAGUGCAUUUUUAACUUUGUGUCCACAUGUUUUAAAUGUCUGUGAUUCCCAUUGAGACAAACAUAUAUGACUACAUUUCCUGACUUGGAAUUACAUCUUCAAACUAGUGAUGAUAGUUUGGGAACAUACACCAGUUGAAUGAGAGGGGAGGACAUUAUUACUUAAGAUUUGCAAUCUGUGAUUGCCUGUGUAUUAUAGAAUGUAGUGCUUUUGUCACUAUAACAGUUUAGUUUUAUCAUUUGUACAAACAUAAUGACAUUACUGCUUGUAUGUAUAAUGGCUUGCCUAUGUAAUCAGACAGGUAUAUUACCAUACUAGACCUACAGUAUGUUAGUUAGUGUUUGGGGGUCUAGAGGAUUAAGUGCAAUCAGAGUAUAUACAUGAGCCGAUUAUUCUUUAUUAUUUAUUAUUUCUGACAAAGGCUAAAAAAAAGUAUAACUUGUUGUAAGUAUAUGCAGUGUGGAUACUUCAAAAAAAGAGCAAUAACAUCUUUGUUUUUUGUGAACAAGAGUUUUGUCAGAGAUUACAUGCCUUUUAGAGUCAAUACCAAUGACUCUCAUCAGAGAGACAACGUUAAAAAAAAAGAUAUUGUGUCAAACUGUUGUAAAAAAUCUCAUUUAGUAGCAUUAUCGAAGGAAACCUGAUUUAUUUUUUUAAAGACUUUUAACGGCAGAUCACUUCAGGUCCAUCUGCUUACAUUCAGGUGUACUAAACUGAAGAGGAAGCUUUAUUUUUUUGAGGUGGUGAAGCACCUUUUGUUUCGAUGUUUUAGAGUUUCUGUGUGUGUCUGAUAUUUCAUCUGUGUAUCAUUUUUGCUACCUUGGAUUUAAGUGAAAAAUAAAAACACCUGAUCAGGA